UUCAGUCGUUCAGCUCCAAAUUAAUCGCCUCACUUUCUGACUCCAACUGCCUCGUUUUUCUUCUGGCGGGGACCGAGCGGCUCUCUGCGGCCCUGCGAGUCUCAAACACCGGCUGGAGAGUCCGAGGUGGGCGCCAUGAGCCACCCGAACCCCGGACUUAUUUCAGCCUACAACAGUCUGACGGACAAACAUCUCGCUGGAUAUUUCAGCAACACUCGGAUCAGGAGGCAUCUGCAGAGAGCAGGACUGAUCACCAGAAGUGGGCGGAUCGUUCCAGAUAAAGAGUACAGACACAAACUGAUCCAGAGAGCCCAUCAGAGACACGUCCGAGAAUGUCUGGCCCAGGCCAUUUUCCACAAGGUGCUGGAGAUGGAGCGUCUCCACCAAAUAGAGAUCAAAAGGAAGCUGGAGGAGUUUGCAAGGAGGGAAAGAGUGCAUAAGAUCAAGGUGGAGCGCUCUAAAAGGUAUGAGGAGGACAUUAUCCGCAUCCUGUCUCCACGUCCACCCACCGGUGCAAGAGGCAUCCGGAAACAGCACUCUGGGCCAGAGGGGGAGCACUCUGAAUCGUCCGAGUCUCCGAGCUCGUCUCGACCCAACACGGCUCCGGGGAAGAUGCAGCGACCGGUUCGCCUGAAGCCGAUCCAUAGUAACAGCACCACGGCUUCAAUCAGACGCAGCUCCCCGUACACACUCCUGGAGUCCUCACAUGACAACAACCACUCACUCAACUGCACUAUGGACAAAGAGUCCCGCAGACGUUUUACCACAGCAGAGGCCUCACACGGCAUCUCGCCCUACUGCCUCCCAGUCAUCAACAACUUUGUCACCCCGGUGCCUCCAACCACCAAGAGGAAAGAGCGAGGUGUCAAAGUGAGUCGCAGCAGCACCAUCAGAGGCCGCAGACUGCGACCGACCACCGCCUCCAGUGGAGACGUCACAGAGGACCCUCCACUGCUGAGGAGCUCAGUUCACCAGAGCAGAGUGGUUGUUAACAUGGUGUACUUUGGCAAAUCAGUGCAUCUCUCCCAUGAAAUGACUGACAUGAGGGACGAGGUCAAAGUGUUUCAGCAGCACUGUGGAGGAGAAAACCUGUGUGUCUUCAAGGGAAAGCUGCUUGAGGGAGAGACUUUCCAGUUUAUUUCAAGGCGACACAGAGGUUUUCCCUUCAGCUUGACCUUCUUCCUGAACGGGCUGCAAGUGGAGCGGCUGAGCUCCUGCUGCGAGUUCAAACACAGGAAAGGCUCCCGACUGGGUGGCAGACAUGGACACUUUGGUUUCUCCGGCGUAGAGGGAGCAUCUCCCUGCUACAAGUGCAUCAUAGCAAUGGGGCUGGACAAAAAGCCAACUCCUCCACCCAAGAGGGUCAGAGAGAACAUAGAACGAGAAGAAUCGGUCAACAGCCCAAAAGAUGCACCAGAGACGGAGAUGGAGAGGACUGGUGAGGACGCUGCCUCCCAGUCAGAGUGUGAAACCAGUCAGCCACAGGACCACAUGGAGACCCAAGUCGAAGAAGAAACAGCACCUGAAGAGGACAAAGUCAGAGAUGAUUAUGAAGAAGACUUUGAAGCAGAUGAUGAAGCUCCUGCAGAAGAUGAUGUGAAAGAAGAGAAAUCCCCAUCUCCAGCCAUCGAAACUGAAAAACAGGCUACAGAGAAAGAUAUCUCUGAGACUGAAGACAAUGAAAAGGAUGAAGACAUAAAGUCUCGUUCGGGCUCCAGCUUCUCCGGCAGUGAUCAGGAGGAAAGCGACGCUGAAGACACCAAAGAGGAAGAAAAGGCAGAGCAACCAAAAGAAGUCAAUCCAGAGGAAACUGUUGCUCCACCAGAUGAAAAAGACGAACCAAAUCCAGAUGAAGCCGCCGCCACUGAGGGAGAAUCUGCUGUGGUCAAAGACUCGGACAUUCAGGACAGUGCCGGCGACAGCACCGAGAUCGACAUCUCCGAGACCAGUGUCCCCUCAGGGAACGAAAACAGACAGAGCAAUGACACUUCAGGAGGCAAAGAUGCUGAGAAAACCGCAGAGGACAACAAACCUGAGGAGGAACAGGAGAGAGCCAAAUCUGUGCAGGAGAAGCUGGCAGAAGCCAUACUGAAGGAGUCGCAGUGCAGCUCUGAGCCUGAACUGAGUGACACCAGCACUGAAGAGGAAGAAGAUUCCUCGGAUAAAGGCCCCAAACAGGACAACAAAGACGCAGUUCCCGAGAAACUUGUCACAUUUACAGAUCAACCGCAGACCCUCGUAGACCCGACAAAACGUGAGGAAAGUGAAACAGGUGAAGGUGAGGUGGCACAGGAGCAAGAAGAGACACCUGAAACAAAAGAACAGAAAGAUGAAGAGCCUCAUGAGAACAGUGAUGACACCAAAGAUGAGAAGGUCAGUGAGGUUGAGGAGGAUGAAAAGGCUGGAGAGGAGGAGAAAUCAGAGGAUGCAGGCGAAUCUCUGCAUCCUGUAAAUGAAGAGAACGCGGCACAGGAUGACAAGACCACAGAUCCUCUUGAAGAAACGCCGACUGAACCCCCUGAUGCUGAGGCUGCAGAGGAAGAUGAAGGCGAGGAGGGGAAAACUGACAUUCAGCACGACGAGACGGGGCAUGGGGGAAAAAGCGGAGAAGAGGAUGAGUCAUCGGUAUCAGAGCCGAAUAAAAAGGCCGAUGAGACAGCAGAUAAUGCGGAGGCGGAGGCGAUGACAGCAAGCGAGACAAUGGAGAUGAAAGCGGAGUCCUCAGAGGAGCAAGAGGCCCUCAGCCAUGAAGAGGCACCUGUAGCCGACACAGAGGAGAGGCAGCAGGAUGAUGGCGAGGACAGAGCUGCAGCAUCAGAAACUGAAGUUACAGCAGAAGAUUCGAGCAGCUCGCCAGAGGGGAGCGGAGACACCAUAGUGGAAAAAACAGUAGAAACAAGUACGGAAAAUACAAAAAAAGAUGAUCUUAAGGAAGAAGGAACGGAUGCUAGCCAGGAUGACACUCGACAAGAAAGAUGUGAGGGAGAAGAGACAAUGGAAAACUCUGUGGAAGUAGAUGAAAAGGUAGAGGAGCAGAAAGCUGAAGAGGAAGAACAAACUCAUAUACAUCCAGAUAAAACAGAGAAAGAUGAAAAUACAGAGGAAAGAGAUGAUGAAACAAACAGAACAGAGGAAGAGGGUAAAGAUGAAAGUAAGGAAGAUGAAACGAUAGACAGAAUGGAAAACACUGCAGAGGGAGCUGAUAGUGACACAAAUACUGAAGGAAAGCAAAAUGAAGCUGAGAACACCCCGGUUGAGGAGGAGACAGUCGCAAAUGAAGAGAAGGUGGAAGAACCAGAGAAGACAGAAAAAGAUGAGACUAGUGAAUAUGUCGAGAAUAAAAAUGAUGAGCAACAAUCUGAAGAAAAGGGAGCUGAUACAGCUAAUGAGGGUGAAGACAGAAGUGAGACAAACACAGCUGUAGAAGACAAAAACGAUGUGGCAGAAAAGUCCAAGCACAAAGCUGAGCAGAGUGAAACCAAGGAGGAUGAAAAUGGUGACGAAUGUGAAGAGAUAAAAGAUGAUAAGACUGUAGGAGAAGAAGGAGAAAAAUCUGCCAUUACAGAAGAACUCGAGAAGAGUGAAGAUGCAGACUUGGAUAAAGAUAAUGGGAAAAAAUAUUCUGAAAAUGUAGUUGAGUCAGAGGAUAUCGGUGAUGGUGAAGCAGCAGAUGGGACUAAAACAACUGAAGAAGUGCUACACAAUGUGAAAGAGGCUGAAAAUGUGAAGAGAGAGACUGAGAGAGCCAAUAACAGCAGUGAAAAGGGAGAAAUUGAUGCUGAAAACGGAGAGAUUUCCAUUGGAGCUGAGAGCAAACCUCGUGAGGAUGAGGGAGAUGACUUGAAAGUAGCAGAGAACGGUGAAGAAGUAAGACAAAGAGAGGAACAUACUGAAGAUGAGAUCACAGAUAGAAAAGAAGUAACUGUGGAGUCUGAAAAAGAUGAGGCCGGUGAGGUUGAUCCUGAUGCUAAUCUGGUAGAUACUGAAGCUAAGAAAGAGGAUGAAAGUGCAGAAAAGCAGUAUGAAUUAACUAAAAACGAGUCAGAACCAGAAACAUCUGGUGUGGAAAUGAAAGAUCCUAAAUUAGAUGACCAAACAGGCAUUGAGGAAACAGAAGAAGAUGAAAAUGGCAACAAGUCCGAUGUUGAUAAUGAAAAUAAAGAGUCAGGCUUGAUCGAAAACAACAACGUCCAGAAUAUCAUCAAUGAGGUGAUAGUUGUAGCAGCAUGUUCAGAAGAUCUGGAACAGUCGUCUGCUCCAGUGGCUGUUGAUUUAGAUACUGCCCAACACUUAGAUGAACAGAACAAGGAGCCGGUUGCAAAGUUUGAAACUGAGAAAAACCUCCAUAGUGAUGAAAAUAAAGCCGGUGUUUCAGACGUCUCUGCUGCUGAUGUAGAAAACGGAGCCGACGCCGAGGAGGCGAGCCGGGCCUCAGAGGAAGGAGCAAGUGUUCUGCUCAAACCUCAAGCCCAAAACAAGGAGGCCGAUAAAGCAGAACAGAGCGUCGCCUUCAGUAAAGACAUUCCAGAGGUCUUACCGAGAGAAGACAACUCAGAUCUGGUCACAAACUGGGUGAACAUGCACCAAGCGUCCAAGUAUUUCGAGACGUUCGUCGAACCUUUAGAAGAUCUGAGGGAGGAGAUUUCAGACACCGAAGGAUCAAAAUCUAAUAAAGAAGAGACACAAUCUUCAGAGCUGCAAAGAUCAGAGAGUCCAGGUGAGAUGGUGAGGAUGUCUGAAGAUGAAGAGCAGAAGCUCAAAGAUGAAACCGAGCCAACGGACAAAACCAAAGUGAAAGCUGUGGAGUCGGAUCUCGACAGCAUCCAUGCUAGAGAUGAGCCAUGUGAGAAUGUAGCUGUCAAAGAUGCACCACAAGUGGAGGAGAAGAUAAUACCAAAAGCAGAGACUGAACAAAGUGAUACAGAAUCUGAAAACAGGCAAGGCAUGAGGUCAGAAGAGCAUAAAGAAAGCAGGGGAUCUAUUCAAGAGGCUCAAGAUGCACCAGUGCAAGGAAUCAGUGAGGAAAAUGGUGUCUCUGAAACCAAAGUGGAAAGUAUCUCAGGUAGUCAUCACUCAGGGGCCAGCGGCAAACCUGAGAGUGUUCCUGAGAACCAAACUGAUGAGAAAACCACAGAAAAUGACCCAGAAAUGAAAGCUCUCCAACUUUCUGUCAAACCAGAAGAACAUCAAGAUUCAAAGAGUCCUGAAGGAGUGAAAGAUAUCAUUGAAACAUCAGAAAAACCAGAUGAACCGAGUCGAGAAGUUACAGAAAUAACCAACUUUGCAACAUCAAAGUCGGACGAUGGAAGCCUAGAGGAGUCUCACGGCGGAGAAACCCAAACCAAAGUGUCCGAUGGGAGUUUCAGCAGAGACAGAAGAGACGUUCAGCUGAUCCAAGACAUCAAACACACCCUCAGCAAAGACCGACUGAGCAGUUUCUCCGUGGACGAAACUCUGUUCGGUCGGAGCUCGUAUCCGUUACUGACGCCUGCCAGGACUGAGAGCGGACAUUAGAGGUAAAGUGAGGCUUUAUUCCUUUUUUAUUUUUGCUUUUACAAAGAUAUAUAUUUAAAAGUGAACAUUUAAAAGAAAAAACUCAACUUGCAUGGACAAUCAGACUUUAAUAGAACAGCAGCACUUGUAGUGCUCAUGAAGUGUUUUUCCAAAAGUAACUUAAAAGAAGCUCUUAGGUUUCUGUUUACAUCACAAAGGCUUCAUAAAUAGGCUUCAUCCUUCAGUCAUUAGAAAAAGAAGCUGCGUAAAGAGUUUUGACUGCUGCAUCAAAUGUUUACAAUAGACCAUCUCUUCCUAUUGUUGCUAACUAAGAGGGAUAGAUUGAAUGAGGUAUCGAGUGCGGCUGCUAUCACCUGUUACCUGUAAACAGAUACUCCUCCACUCGUGCUCACAAAUGAUUGAAUAAUUCAUAGCUGUUGGACUCCCGCAAGUUUACUUUGGCCUUGCUGCUCUUUACAUUCCCACUGACUGGAUACUUCAGCUUCCAUCAGAGAUCUGUAACGGAACAGUGUCUGUGUUAAUGACGAUUCCGGUCAGCGCUAGAACGUAAUGAGAGUGUAGAAAAACUGCAGUGGAACAACAGGAGCGCUAGUUUGGUUAACAGUAGUAUCAGUGAAAUGUUAAAUGUCCUGCUGCUAACACUACCUCUACUUUAAAGAAUAUAUGCUUAACACUUGUUGUUAUAGUCUUUAAAUGUCAUUUUUAUGGCAAGUUUGGGCUUGUGAAGCUUCACUCUUUCCUUUGGUAUCUGUCAGUGACUGAAAGCUUGUGUGAUUAAGGCAGUUCAAAAAUAAAAAUAAAGAAUAUGGACAGUGA
This is a messenger RNA of Amphiprion ocellaris (clown anemonefish), 6330 nucleotides long. RefSeq names its product glutamate-rich 3 (gene erich3). The transcript is spliced from 14 exons. Lineage: Eukaryota; Metazoa; Chordata; Actinopteri; Pomacentridae. The record is from RefSeq and is a predicted model, not a curated record. Bases 136 to 5514 code for a protein of 1792 amino acids.